AGGGACCGAGUAAGACAUUAGGGAGGCUGCUGGUGUUGCAGCAUUCAUUUAUUUCAUUUGAUUUAGAAAUCCGUACAUCUGUUAUUUAGUUUCAUUCCUUCACCACACUUGAUUGGUUGAAGCACAUCAUAAGCGAGGAAGCGGAGCGGUGUUUUUGGCUCCUCUGAAAACAAAAAGAGCAAAAUGCGGGGACUUCGGAACAACGAGCUGCCAGAAGACUUCUACAUACCUAUCCCUCUGGACACCAACAACAUCACAUCGCUGAGUCCGUUCCUGGUUCCUCAGGACCAUCUGGGGAGUGCCCUCACUUUUUACGGCAUGGCUGUUUUCAUGUUCUUUCUUUUUGUGACGGGAACGUUCAUCAAUGUCCUCACCAUUGCUUGCACCAUCCAGUACAAGAAGCUCAGGUCCCAUCUGAAUUACAUUCUGGUAAACUUGGCAGUAGCGAAUCUUAUUGUGUCAUGUGUGGGCUCUUCCACGGCGUUCUGCAGUUUUUCAUCAAGAUAUUUCAUCCUUGGAGCAUUGAUGUGCAAGAUUGAAGGUUUCAUGGUGACACUUGGGGGUAUGGUAAGCCUGUGGUCUCUUGCUGUGAUUGCCUUCGAACGAUGGCUGGUCAUUUGCAAGCCUCUGGGAAACUUUGUUUUUAAACCGGACCAUGCCAUAGCUUGCUGUGUGUUCACCUGGGUGUUUGCAGUAAUUGCCUCGGCCCCACCGCUUUUCGGAUGGAGUAGAUAUAUUCCAGAAGGCCUGCAAUGCUCCUGUGGGCCCGAUUGGUACACCGCAAAUAAUAAGUACAACAACGAAUCCUAUGUGAUGUUCCUCUUUGGCUUCUGCUUUGCUGUCCCCCUUGCUACCAUUAUCUUCUGCUAUGGUCAGCUGCUCAUUACAAUGAAAAUGGCAGCUAAAGCCCAGGCUGAGUCUGCCUCCACUCAGAAAGCAGAGAAGGAAGUGACCAGGAUGGUGGUCAUCAUGGUUUUUGGCUUCCUGGUGUGCUGGCUACCAUAUGCGAGCUUUUCUCUUUGGGUUGUCUUUAACCGCGGGCAAGUCUUUGACCUGCGAAUGGCCACCAUACCUUCUUGCUUUUCAAAAAGCUCCGCAGUCUACAACCCGAUCAUCUAUGUUGUCUUUAACAAGCAGUUCCGGUCAUGCAUGCUGCAGAUGAUGGGAAUGAGUAGUGGGGAUGACGACUCAUCAUCAUCGACAACAUCUUCAGUAACCGAAGUCUCCAAAGUUGCACCUGCCUAGACGGUGUUGAUAUUUAUGGCACUAAAGAGUCAUUCAAUUGUAAAUAACUAUAAAUGCAUGUUUUCGCAAGGUCCAAAAAAACUACAAAAAAAUUAAAGUAAUGUGCUUUUGCAACUUU
Molecule: messenger RNA, 1363 nt
Organism: Syngnathus acus (greater pipefish)
Lineage: Eukaryota; Metazoa; Chordata; Actinopteri; Syngnathiformes; Syngnathidae
Gene: opn1sw2
Product: opsin 1 (cone pigments), short-wave-sensitive 2
Exons: 5
Coding region: 184-1245 (353 amino acids)
Biological process (GO): phototransduction; G protein-coupled receptor signaling pathway; visual perception
Cellular component (GO): membrane; photoreceptor outer segment
Molecular function (GO): G protein-coupled receptor activity
Source: RefSeq, a predicted model, not a curated record